Messenger RNA from Saimiri boliviensis boliviensis (Bolivian squirrel monkey), 1434 nucleotides. It is a transcript of the gene DRD4, whose product is annotated as dopamine receptor D4. Lineage: Eukaryota; Metazoa; Chordata; Mammalia; Primates; Cebidae. Gene Ontology annotation, cellular component: plasma membrane. Gene Ontology annotation, molecular function: G protein-coupled receptor activity; dopamine neurotransmitter receptor activity, coupled via Gi/Go. Gene Ontology annotation, biological process: regulation of dopamine secretion; regulation of potassium ion transport; negative regulation of voltage-gated calcium channel activity. The record is from RefSeq and is a predicted model, not a curated record.
CGGGGGCGGGACCGGGGCCCGGCGGGGCGUGCCCGAGGGGAGGGACUCCCGGGCUGGCUGCCCGGCGUUGUCCGCGGCGCUCAGCGCCCGCCGAGGCGCGUGGGGCCGGCACGCCAUGGGGAACCGCAGCGCCGCGGACGCGGGCGGGCUGCUGGCGGGGCCGGGCGCGGCGGCGCUGGUGGGGGGCGUGCUGCUCAUCGGCGCGGUGCUCGCGGGGAACUCGCUCGUGUGCGUGAGCGUGGCCACCGAGCGCGCCCUGCAGACGCCCACCAACUCCUUCAUCGUGAGCCUGGCGGCCGCCGACCUCCUGCUCGCCCUCCUGGUGCUGCCGCUCUUCGUCUACUCUGAGGUCCAGGGCGGCGCGUGGCUGCUGAGCCCCCGCCUGUGCGACGCUCUCAUGGCCAUGGACGUCAUGCUGUGCACCGCUUCCAUCUUCAACCUGUGCGCCAUCAGCGUGGACAGGUUCGUGGCCGUGGCCGUGCCGCUGCGCUACAACCGCCAGGGCGGGAGCCGCCGGCAGCUGCUGCUCAUCGGCGCCACGUGGCUGCUGUCCGCGGCGGUGGCGGCGCCCGUGCUGUGCGGCCUCAACGACGUGCGCGGCCGCGACCCCGCCGUGUGCCGCCUGGAGGAUCGCGACUACGUGGUCUACUCGUCCGUGUGCUCCUUCUUCCUGCCCUGCCCGCUCAUGCUGCUGCUCUACUGGGCCACGUUCCGCGGCCUGCGGCGCUGGGAGGUGGCCCGUCGCGCCAAGCUGCACCGCCGCGCGCCCCGCCGGCCCAGCGGCCCCGGCCCGCCUUACCCCGCCCCCGGCCUCCCCGAGGACCCCUGCGGCCCCGACUGCGCGCCCCCCGCCCCCGGCCUCCCCCAGGGCCCCUGCGGCCCCGACUGCGCGCCCCCCGCCCCCGGCCUCCCCCAGGGCUCCUGCGGCCCCGACUGCGCGCCCCCCGCCCCCGGCCUCCCCCAGGGCUCCUGCGGCCCCGACUGCGCGCCCCCCGCCCCCGGCCUCCCCCAGGACCCGUGCGGCCCCACCUAUGCGCCCUAUGACACCGUCCAAGCCACCGCGCUCCCACCCCAGACCCCGCCGCAGACCCGCAGGAGGAGGCGUGCCAAGAUCACCGGCCGGGAGCGCAAGGCCAUGAGGGUCCUGCCGGUGGUGGUCGGGGCCUUCCUGCUGUGCUGGACGCCCUUCUUCGUGGUGCACAUCACGCAGGCGCUGUGUCCCGCCUGCUCCGUGCCCCCACGGCUGGUCAGCGCCGUCACCUGGCUGGGCUACGUCAACAGCGCCCUCAACCCCGUCAUCUACACCGUCUUCAACGCCGAGUUCCGCAAUGUCUUCCGCAAGGCCCUGCACGCCUGCUGCUGGGCGCCACGCCCCAGGGACCAAGGAGAUGGGAGGGCGGUUUUGUACGUUAAUUAAACAAAUUCCUUCCCAAA